CGGGUUUGUUGCGGCGCUGGGGUGGGUGUGUGAGGGGGAAGUUGGUGCAAAUGGUGCGUCUGUCGGGCAGCUUUAAAAUGUUGUGAGAGAGCGAGAGAGCGCGCGAGCGAGCGAGCAAGUCCUGGGCUUGGCGGCUUUAUCGUGUCUCGCCCGAGGUCGCUGUGUUUGCCCAUCAUUGCACCUUCCCAAGCUCCAGGAGGCCGUGAUUGUGCCUGGUUCAUGUAUGGAUUAUCUCUAGUCUCGCUUCCUGGAUUUCUGUCGGUCAUUCAAGGAAAUCAUGGAGUUUUGAUCUUGUGCCAUUAAGACAGAUCAUGAACACUGACCUUUGGAAAACUAUCUUGGUGGCCAAGAAGGAGAAGCAGAAAAAACUGUUUCUCAAUUACAAGAACCUAAGCAAAUUUCCUCGUGAAUUAUUGAAAGAUGGUGGCUCAGAAUACUUGGAACACCUUUAUAUGAAGAUGAAUUCAUUAACAACACUGCCAGAAAACCUUGGACAGAAGCUUCCAAAUCUCACUGAAUUAUACUUGCAUUCAAAUAACAUAGCAGUCCUUCCUGAAGCAAUUGGCACGUUGGUUAAACUUCAGUCAUUGGAUCUUAGUAAUAAUGCAUUGGCAAUUCUCUGCUCUGAGAUUGGUCAACUGAAAUCUUUACGACACCUGCGAUUAGCUAACAACCAGCUGAAAUUUCUUCCGUCAGAAAUUGGAGAUCUGGGAGAACUGCAGACACUUGAUGUCUCAACCAAUUACUUGACAGCAUUGCCAGAGAGCCUCCAUUUAUGCUUUUCCCUGCAGUAUCUGGCAGCUGACCGGAACCACCUUAAGGAUUUACCUAGACAGCUUUGCAUGCUUCAAAACUUGAAUGAACUCUCUGUUACUAGCAACAGUUUAAAAUGUUUACCACAAGACCUAGGGCGAUAUCCAGAACUGCAGUACGUAUAUGUAGAUAACAACCUUCAGUUAUAUGGACUACCAUCUUACCUGUAUAACAAAGUUAUUGGCCACAGUGGUUGUGGUUCCUCUGUGCAAAAUGAAGAAGUGAAGCUUUCAUUCACCCAUAGGCAGCUGACCAUUACUGUACCAGAUGAAAUCCAGACAAUAGGAAUGGAAAAUGACACAGUCCCACCACUUCAAGAAAUGGUUAUGAGGACUAUCUACAAUUUUUACUACACAUCUAAGAAAGGUCUGGAUCUCCCGUCCCCAAACUCAUUACCUAGGAAUCUGUGCAAGUUACUAUUCUGCCCUCUGGGACAUUGUCAUCACUGCAGCCAGCCAAUGUUUACCAUUGUCUAUCCGAAGUGUUUUCCUUUGACAGAGACCCCGAUGGCUGCCUUGUAUAAUGGGAGGACAAAAAUGAGCUUUGUAGCAUACUGCUGCUCCACGAAGUGUCUACAGGUCUUUGACUUGCUCAGCUGACAUCUUGUGACACGAAAUGAACUGCUGCCAGAACUUGGAGGAUACAUUGGAAGGUGGGAAGGCUCUGUUGAACCGCAAGGUUCUAUUGGAGGUUCCAGUGGUUGACUUUCAUUCCAGCACAAUAUUCAGUAAGACCUUUGAGUUGCAAGAUUGCAAGAAGCUGGCAGAAAACUUUGCACAGAUUAUGAUCCUUUUUGGCUUGUACUGAAAACUAUUAUGAUUCGCACACCUGUGGGGAAUUGUUAAUUCCUGGUGAAGAUCACUGUCAUUUUUGAAUGUCAAACAGUGACGCACUUUGGAUGCCUGUUACCUGGAAGAUGAUGUUUAUUGUAAGCUCAAGGGGAAAGCUGCAAACUAAUAAGAGAGAGCUCAUUUUGGCAUAAAUGCUUGAAAGUCAAAGCCAACUUUUAUAUGAGCUGGUUAAUUGCAGCAUUUAAAUGACAUUUGUUUUCAUAAUUGUAGUUUUCUUUUACAUGUCAAAACCUGGGCAUUAAUCACUUGGUAAUAAACCAGUUAUUAUGAAACAAUUAGUUACAAGCAGGUUGCCUGUUAACAAUUUCAUAAUUCAUGUUCAGAUAUAUAAAUUGGAAGACUGGUUUUAAAAAAGGCUAUUCAAUGAUGCUGAUUAAAUAACCAUUCCCAACAAGACCAUAUAGUUUAUCUUGUUUCUGUUACAAGUUUCAGCUAAGUCAUGGAAAAUAUACUGCAUGAAGUGAAAUUUUUUCUUUAAACAUUGCUAUUUGCAAUUGCAGCUUGGAGUUUGAAAGAAUGUAAUGUAUGCAGUAAUGUGUUCACGUGCAAUUACUGCUUGUAUAUUAGAAAGUCAUGUGGAACAGGAGAUAAGUGUGGUGUGUAAACAGAGUUUUGCUCCCCCAGUGGCUUUGUGGCUGAAUGUAGUACAUGGUGUAUUUAAAGCAUGAUCUGUUACAAAGUCAUAUGAGUUAUUGGUUCUUAGGCUUGUUGCCUAGUGUGUGAAAAGUAAAUUGAUUUUAUCCACAAUAGCAAAUGCUAUAGCAAGACCCUAUAAUAAAGAGAAAAUAGCCAUUGUUGCUAAUUGUUACCCUACUACGAUCGAAGAGUUAACAAGUGCUAAGCAAUUCCCAUCUCCCUUUGACGUUCAAUAGCAUUACUACUAGAAUCUAAGAAUAUAAGUAUUUCCAUUGAAAAUCUUAGAGAAGGGCCCGUUUUUCAGCAUGUGAAACAGAUCAGUUACUUGGCAUUUUUUAAAAAUCCUCUAAUCGUGUUCUUAUUCCAGUUACUUUACUAGCAGCAGUACACGUUUUGGCAGUGGUAAAAUGGGCUAUAAUCCAACAAAAGCACAGUUGAGUAGAACCUAAACCCCCCUCUUUCAUGAUUACAGUAACUACUUUCAUAUGUGUAAAAUUUUGCACAGCACAUAACCAGAAGCAUACCAACAAUACCUUUACUCAUUAUAGCAUUCAUCAACCUGGAUUGGUACUUUCCACCUAAUUUGCUGCUUGUGAUUUAGUACAAAUCCUGUGGAUUUCUCCAUCUAUGUAGCUCUUUCAUUAUCUAGGAGGAAUAAACAUAAUUCUUGAA
Carcharodon carcharias (great white shark) is the source of this 2972-nucleotide messenger RNA. It is a transcript of the gene lrrc28, whose product is annotated as leucine rich repeat containing 28. Gene Ontology annotation, molecular function: protein binding. The record is from RefSeq and is a predicted model, not a curated record. Lineage: Eukaryota; Metazoa; Chordata; Chondrichthyes; Lamniformes; Lamnidae. The transcript is spliced from 11 exons. The coding region runs from base 312 to 1412 and encodes 366 amino acids.